Messenger RNA from Stylonychia lemnae, 279 nucleotides. NCBI's taxonomy places the organism in Eukaryota, Ciliophora, Spirotrichea, Sporadotrichida, Oxytrichidae. The record is from the annotation of a GenBank genome assembly.
AUGACUGAAAUCAAGGAAAGCCACAAGGGAACUAUUGGAGUCCUCUUGGUCGACAACUUAGGACUUCCUAUUGAAAGUUAGGGGAACUUUGAUAAGAACUUAAGUGGGAUAGUAUCAUCAAUCAUGAAGAACGCAGCAAGACUCGAGAAGAUUUUAAAUUAAUCAGGAGACCAUAGAGGCAGCUCAGCUGAUAUCACUGCCAAAGUUUACUUUAACAAUGAAAACCUAGUAAUCAGACAUAAGCAAGGCUUGACCCUCGCAGUCAGAUAAGCAAAUUGA